GAAGUGAAUUUAUUUUAUAGUAAUGGCUGCGUGUUUGUGUUAAUUGUCGAAUAUAAUAUUUUUUUUUUCUGAAAAAAUGGCUGAUUUAGAUCCAGAUUCACUUAAUAAAUUGCGAGUGAUAGAUUUGAGAGAGCAUCUAUCAAGUCGUGGUUUAUCAACAUCAGGUUUGAAAGCUGAUCUAGUCAAACGACUCCGAGAAGCUAUACUAAAUUCUGAUCAGAAUGACGGAAAUAUUUCUGAAAAUGUACAAAAUUCUGAUGAAGAACCUAUGGAUAUAGAUGAGCAAUCUAAUGAAAAUGAAGAUAAUCAAUCAACUGAUGAGGGAGAACAAUUGGACUCAACCGAAAAUGAUGGACAAUUAGAUGAAGAAGAAAAUGCCAGAUUAAGAGCAGAAGAGGAAGCAAAACUUAGGGCAGAGGAAGAAGCUAGACUCAGAGCUGAGGAAGAGGAAGCUAGGCUCAAAGCAGAAGAAGAUAGGCUUAGAGUUGAAGAAGAAGCUAGGCUCAGAGCAGAAGAAGAAGCUAGGCUCAGAGCAGAAGAAGAAGAAGCUAGGCUCAGAGCAGAAGAAGAAGCUAGGCUCAGAGCAGAAGAAGAAGCUAGGCUCAGAGCAGAAGAAGAAGCUAGGAUCAAAGCAGAAGAAGAAGCUAGACUCAGAGCUGAAGAAGAAACUAGACUCAGAGCAGAAGAAGAAGCUAGGCUCAGAGCACAGGAAGAAGCUAGACUCAGAGCAGAAGAAGCUAGGCUUAGGGCAGAGGAAGAAGCUAGACUUAAGGCAGAGGAAGAAGCUAGGCUCAAAGCAGAAGAGGAAGAAGCUAGACUCAGAGCAGAAGCUAUGCUCAGAGCAGAAGAAGAAGCUACGCUCAGAGCAGAAGAAGAAGCUAGACUUAGAGCAGAAGAAGAAGCUAGACUUAGAGCAGAAGAAGAAGCUAGGCUCAGAGCAGAGGAGGAGGAAGCUAGGCUCAGAGCAGAGGAAGAAGCUAGGCUCAGAGCAGAGGAAGAAGCUAGGCUCAGAGCAGAGGAAGAAGCUAGGCUCAGAGCAGAAGAAGAAGCUAGGCUCAGAGAAGAAGAGGAAAAAGCUAGACUCAGAGCAGAGGAAGUAGCUAGGCUCCGAGCAGAAGAGGAAGAAGCUAAACUUCGAGCUGAAGAGGAAAAGGCUAGAAUCCGAGCAGAAGAGGAAAAAGCUAGAAUCCGAGCAGAAGAGGAAAAAGCUAGACUCCGAGCAGAAGAGGAGGAAGCCAGACUCAGAGCUGAAGAAGAGGCUCUACAUGAAGCUCAGGAAGAAGCUAGAUUAAAGAUUGAGCAGGAAAAAAUAAAUGAAAUGAAAAAACUUGCUGAGGCAGAAGAAAAUAAAAAGGCAGCAGAGAGGAGAAUGGAGGUAGAAGAAGAGAUGAGAUUAGAACAAGAGAAAUGGCUUGUUGAAGAACAAAUGCAGCGUGCUCAAGAAGAACACAGAAUGCGAAUGAAAGCAGAAGAGCAGAAACGUCUUUUAGAAGAAGAACGCCUCAGGAAAACUAGUGUUGCUGAAGAUGAAGAAACACAGAAAAGUGCUGAUGAACAAAAGCAGUUUCUAAUUGACGAACAACCAAAAUUAUCUGAAGAAGACAUAAAAUUGCCUCAAGCUAUUGAAAAAGUUCUUGCUCUUAAAAAUGAAAGAGCUCAACUUCUUGGAAUAGAUCCAGAUGCAGAUGUGCAACCUGCUCCUACUGCAGAUGAUAAAGGUGCAUCCCAAAAAUCUGCUUCUGUAAUGUUAAUUCCUGUUGAUGAAGAGGAUGCUUAUAAUGAGGAAGAGGAUUCUGUUAUGAAAAACAAAGAAUCUAAAAAUAAACGUCGCAAAAAGAAAAAGAAGAAGAAUCGUCAUUCAAAAAUUGAAGAAAAAAAUGAUAUAUUUAUAGAAAAACAUAAUGAUGCAAAUAAAGAUAUUGAUGUGGAAUAUGUACAAGAAGUCAUAGAUGUUUCAGAUCCAUUAUAUUCUCAGUUUAUGAAAAUAUUUGAGAGAUUUAAAUUAACAGAUGCUGAAAAAGAUAAAGAAGAAACACCAGUAGAUGUUGCUAAAGAUCAGACUAAAGAAGAAAAUAUUAAUCCUAUGGCUCUAAGAAAAAAACCAGUUGAUUUAGAUGAUGAUGAUGAUGAUGAUGAAAGAGACGAUGACGAUAAAAUAGAGGAAGAAAAACCAAAGUUAUCUAAAAGGAAAUUGAAAAAACUAAGUAGAAUGACAGUUGCAGAAUUAAAACAAAAAGUGAGCCGACCUGAGCUGGUGGAAAUGCAUGAUGUCACUGCUAAAGAUCCUGUUCUUUUAUUGCAUUUAAAAGCUUCUCGUAAUACUGUGCCUGUACCUCGACAUUGGUGUUUCAAACGAAAGUAUUUGCAGGGGAAGCGGGGGAUUGAAAAGCCUGCUUUUGAACUGCCAGAUUUCAUCAAACGAACAGGUAUCAUGGAAAUGCGACAAGCGCUGCAAGAAAAAGAAGAUCAGAAAACAAUGAAAGCUAAGAUGCGUGAAAGAGUAAGACCUAAAUUAGGCAAAAUUGAUAUUGAUUAUCAAAAGCUUCAUGACGCAUUUUUCAAAUGGCAAACCAAACCUAAAAUGACUAUUCAUGGAGAUUUAUAUUAUGAAGGAAAAGAAUUUGAAACAAGAUUAAAAGAAAAAAAGCCAGGAGAUUUGAGUGAUGAUUUAAGAACGGCCUUGGGUAUGCCCACUGGUCCUAAUGCCCAUAAAUGUCCUCCACCAUGGCUUAUUGCCAUGCAGCGUUAUGGACCACCUCCAUCCUAUCCCAAUCUAAAAAUUCCUGGUCUCAAUGCUCCAAUACCUGAAGACUGUUCGUUUGGUUAUCAUGCUGGUGGUUGGGGUAAACCACCUGUUGAUGAAACUGGCCGUCCAUUGUAUGGUGAUGUAUUUGGAACUCAAAUUGCUGAUAAUCAACCUAAUAUCCAAGAAGAAGAAAUCGAUCAUACUCUUUGGGGUGAACUUGAAUCUGAGUCUUCUGAAGAAGAAGAAGAUGAGGAUGAAGAAGAAGAUGAAGAUGAAGAAGAAAAAGCUGAAGAUGAAUCUGGCUUAGUGACCCCUGCUGAAGGUCUUAUUACUCCAAGUGGGUUUAGCUCAAUCCCUGCUGGCAUGGAGACUCCAGACAUGAUAGAACUGCGUAAAAGAAAAAUAGAAUCUGAAAUUGAAGGUGGUGAAACACCAGCAUUGUAUACAAUUCUGCCAGAAAAGAAAGGUGAACGUAUUGGUGCUGCUAUGAUGGGAUCCACACACAUAUAUGAUCUAGCUGGUGCCAUUCCUGCAAACAAACUUAAAAUGCCAGGAACUUCCUCUGUUCCUCCACAGGGAAUAGAAGUUGCUUUAGAUCCUAGUGAAUUAGAAAUGGACAGUGCUGCUAUGGCUGCUCGCUAUGAGCAAACCAUGAGAGAACAACAAUCGCAGUUAGAGAAGGAAGAUUUAAGUGAUAUGGUUGCUGAACACGCUGCUCGUCAGAAAAAUAAGAGAAAGAAGCAGCAACUUACAAGCACAAAGCCACCAAAGAAAUACAAGGAGUUUAAAUUUUAAAACUUUCAUUUUGAAUAUUUCAUCCUUUUUUUUAUGGAAUUCAGGAUUGAUCAUCAUAUUGAAUAGUUGUUUAAUAAAUAAAAAAUCUUCCUGUUACUUUUAUUUUUGAUAUAAUUUUAUUUUAUUCAUUUUAUUACUAGGAAAUUAAAUUAAAAAGAAUUUUCUUUAGCCCUAUCUAUUCAUCAAACUGUAAUAAGAUUGGCAUAAAAAUAAAAUGUAAUGUGCCUUUUAAAUUGAACAUGGAGUUAUAUUUUUAAACAGUGUUUAAUUAUUAAUACUUCCUGUCAUUUGAUUCAUAUUUGAACCCUCCUCCUUCUUUAAGCAAAUGGUUAUUUAUCCUGUAUUCUUUUUUCUCUCUCUUCAUUUUUUCUCUCUGAAAAUGUUACAUUUUUUAAAAAGGAAUGAUGUAUGAAAUAGUUGCUUACAUUUACUGAUAAAAAUAUCUAUUCAUAAGUUAAAAAUCUUAAUAAGAAAUAAGAUAUUUGAAUUAAAAAAAAGAUUUGAAUAGCAAAUAUUUAUUUUUGAUCUCUAUCCACAAUACCAGUUAUUGGUAAAAGACCAUGUAUUCUUUUUGUUAUACAUUGACAACUUAAUUUUAUUUAUAAAAGGCAAUGGUGUUCUAAUUUUUUACUCUUGACUACUUUGUUUUUCUUUGACUACUCCUAAUAAUAAUACAUAAACUAACUUCAAUUUGCAUGGCUUUCUCAAAUGAAGUAUCAAAAAUUUGUUUGGUUUUAUGAAUUAAAAUUUAAAAGUAAAUAUCAUUUUGUUUUUAUAAAAAUCAAAGGAAUAUGCAGUUAAUAUUUUUAAAAUAAUAAAAUUGAAUAUUCAUUAAAUUCAUUUACUGUUUUUAUUUUACUUACAUCACAAAAAUUAGUAUCACAAACUUGAGUAGUUAAGAAAUCUCUUGUUUUAUGUACUUUUUGAUUUUUUUAUUACACCAUAUAAUAUUAACUAUUACUUUUUAUGAAAACUACUUUACUAUGUUUAUAUAAAUAUAAAAUUUGUUUAUUAAUAUCCAUUCAUAUUGUUUAUCAUUUACAGAACAUUUGUAAUAUUUGUACAUAUUCUGUAUUAAAUGUCAUUCUGCUCCAGAGCAUGAAAUUGCUCGUAAAGAAGUUAAUGAACUUUGAAAA
Molecule: messenger RNA, 4677 nt
Organism: Argiope bruennichi
Lineage: Eukaryota; Metazoa; Arthropoda; Arachnida; Araneae; Araneidae
Product: splicing factor 3B subunit 2-like
Exons: 2
Coding region: 77-3541 (1154 amino acids)
Biological process (GO): mRNA splicing, via spliceosome
Cellular component (GO): precatalytic spliceosome; U12-type spliceosomal complex; nucleus
Source: RefSeq, a predicted model, not a curated record